Molecule: messenger RNA, 410 nt
Organism: Strongylus vulgaris
Lineage: Eukaryota; Metazoa; Nematoda; Chromadorea; Rhabditida; Strongylidae
Source: the annotation of a GenBank genome assembly
CUGUUCGCAACAUCGCUAGAUCACAAAAGUUCCGAGAGUUUGGCUGGGGUCAGCCGCUUUUCGAAACUCCUAAGAAGUUUUCGAUCGGGACAAAGUUCACCUGAACCGCAUCCUACGAUUUCUUGCGAACAGGGGAAGUACAUGCGUCCCUUGAGACAACCUCUUGAGUGCACAUUAAUUGAACCAGGAUUGGCUGACAAGAUCUUUUACAAGGUCCCGGAAGUACUGGCACAUCAUCAGGUUCUACUAGCUGCCUUAAGUUCCAGGAUUGAGGAUUGGGAUAAGGAUAGGAUCAUAGGUGAUGUUCUUUUAGCUCAUCAGUUGAUCAAGCACACUCCUACUGAACAUCCUGAUCAUGAAAUUCUGUUGAGGACACAACGACACAUCCACAACCUAGCGGUAGGAUAGAU